AUGGGGCAUCGCCGAGCAUUAGAGGACUACGACAUCAUCUGGCACAUCUUGCAGCUUUUUGGACCGCACACUGAACGCGACCUUGUAGACGCGAACUCCAAUUCCUGGGCGGACGUCGGUAUCGCUGUCGACAAGGAUUGGGCAACCCUCGCAUGUUGCGCACGCGUCUCGAAGGCUUUCUCGGAGCCCGCACUCCGCACGCUUUGGCGAGAGCUACCGUCGCCUCUCCCGCUGUUCUCCCUUUGCCUGACCCUCACGCGGGACGUCUUCGACAUGCCAGAGUCUAAGCGUCCGAUGAUAGUAUGGAAGUCCAACGAGGCUCCGAGGCCCCAAGGGCUGAGGCGGUUUGCCCGCUUCGCGGCACUCGUUCAACGCAUUCGCAUCCGCCACAGAGAGUCUUUCGAUUCCAAUGUUUUUGCUCUCCUCUUCCAAGCCAAUCCGGGCCACCCACUCCUCCCGAUGAUCAAAGAGAUCAAGUGCCGGCCCUUGGUCUCACCGUUCUUCGACACAAACGUGCUGUGUCUUGCAGGGGAAAGCCUUCGCUCACUGGCCAUUUAUGAAGAUACACGCAGUGGGUCGAAAGAAGCCAAUACUCACGAGCCUCACGCGCUCAGACGAAUCCUCCUCGAACUGCCCUCUAAGGCUCCAUGGCUGCAAGAUCUUCGUAUAUACGACCAAGCUUGCCGACGAGUCCAUGACCUUUCGCUGGCAAUCGAUAUUGGCCGUUUCCACGAGCUACGCACACUGGUCGUGGGCGCGGUUCCGUUGGAGGAACUGUGGUUUGGGCCCCUCAUGGCCAUGCUGGCCCCAUUGCAGCAUCUUUGUGAGUUGGACCUGCCGUUGGGUCAGUGGGCCGAGGAUAUACCGUCGGCGGUUGGAUGCUUUCCCCAGUUGCGGAAAUUGAGGCUCCACGGACACGUUCGCUGUCGCGGCAUGCAGUGUUUGGGACCGCUGGCGAAGAUGGCGCCAAUUCGGCUGGAGUGUCUUGAAGUCGCGGAUGCUGUCGUGGACAGCUUCACAGGGGAUUACGGUGCUUUCGGAGACUUCGCCGCAGCAUGUGCUGGCACAUUGACCGAAGUCACCUUGUCCUUGGGGGAGACUCUCGGAGGAUUGGACCCCACAUCGGCAUCGAAUCUCCUCCGGCCAUUCGUGCAACUACGACAUCUACAGCUCUGCAAUAUUUGUUUGAGCGGACCCGAUUCCUUGUCGUUCACGGACGAUGAUUUGCGCGGUAUCCGAGGGCGUGGCCGCUCCUGA
Fomitopsis serialis is the source of this 1257-nucleotide messenger RNA. RefSeq lists its product as uncharacterized. The record is from RefSeq and is a predicted model, not a curated record. The transcript is spliced from 2 exons. NCBI's taxonomy places the organism in Eukaryota, Fungi, Basidiomycota, Agaricomycetes, Polyporales, Fomitopsidaceae. The coding region runs from base 1 to 1257 and encodes 418 amino acids.